This is a messenger RNA of Emiliania huxleyi CCMP1516, 366 nucleotides long. RefSeq lists its product as hypothetical. NCBI's taxonomy places the organism in Eukaryota, Haptophyta, Isochrysidales, Noelaerhabdaceae. The transcript is spliced from 3 exons. The record is from RefSeq and is a predicted model, not a curated record. The coding region runs from base 1 to 366 and encodes 121 amino acids.
AUGGACUGGCGGCUCCAGGCCACCGCCGUCGAGGCGGAGAAGCGCGGCAAGGGCAAGAAGGGCAAGAAGAAGAAGAAGGGCGGUGGGAGCGGUGGCGCUGGGCCGUCGCAGGAUGCCGAGGCGCCGUCAGAGGCGGCCGCAGCCAAGCCCGCGAAGCUGGACAGGGAGGGAUUGAUCAGGCUUCUCGAGACGCUCCACGAGGAGCGGAUUCGGUACGGCAUCACGGCGGAGACGUCGGUCGAGGGGCUGGCGGAGGCCGCUCAAGGCCGGCCGGCCCUCUCGUAUGCUCUUGCGUCCUGUGGUCUUCGCCGCUUUUCGGACUUCGCGGGCCGAACCCAAAAUAGCAAUACGCAUUUUAGUUUUUGA